GGCGAACGUGACCGUCACCGACCUGGAGGAGCUGCAGGAGCUGCUGCUGGUUAAUAUCGAGAACAACAAACACCUGGUCACAGGGUCAGUCCGAGCCAAGGUACUGAAAUGGGGUGAAGAUGUAACUGAAUUUCAGCCUCCUCCCGACUAUAUACUGAUGGCUGAUUGCAUUUACUAUGAGGAGUCAUUAGAACCAUUGCUGAAGACCCUGAAAGACCUUACUGGCCCUGAUACACGUGUAUUGUGCUGUUAUGAGCAGAGGACUAUGGGAAAAAAUCCUGAAAUUGAGAGAAAAUACUUUGAGCUGCUUCAGGUGGACUUUGAGCUGGAAAGAAUUCCCCUGGAUAAGCACGAUGAGGAGUACCGCAGUGAAGACAUUCACAUCGUGACCAUCCACAGGAAACAAACGCUCUGCGCCUGGAACGCUCAAGUCUUGAACGUCGUCGGGCGAGAGGGACCUUGGGGAGUGGGGCAGGGGUCCCGUCGCCCUCCGUGCCAUCUCCCCAUCGUCGCCUGGGCCUGCCGCAAUGAGGGAUGUGAAACCGAACGCUUCUGCUGCCGCUGCUUGGUUCCCGCCGAACCGGCGGCGAGCCGGGGGGGGGGCGCCCCCCGCCUCUACGGCUGCUCCCUGGGACCGCCAGAUAAAAUGGCUGCUUUUUUAGGGGUGAAAAAAGAACUUUAA
Apaloderma vittatum (bar-tailed trogon) is the source of this 682-nucleotide messenger RNA. It is a transcript of the gene VCPKMT, whose product is annotated as valosin containing protein lysine (K) methyltransferase. Gene Ontology annotation, cellular component: cytoplasm; cytosol. Gene Ontology annotation, molecular function: protein-lysine N-methyltransferase activity. The transcript has 5 exons. Gene Ontology annotation, biological process: peptidyl-lysine methylation. The record is from RefSeq and is a predicted model, not a curated record. Lineage: Eukaryota; Metazoa; Chordata; Aves; Trogoniformes; Trogonidae. The annotation marks the transcript as partial.